AUGGAUACCGCGUACGAUGCCAUCCAGCAGGAGGCGCUCGCCGACCUCCCGACGGCUGAUCCCGAGAACGGCGGUGCAGAGGCGGGAGCGUCUGCUGAGGGCGGUGCUGCUGCUGCGCCGGCGCAGACGUUGACGGAGGAGAUUAAUGACGCGAUGGCGACGUUCCAGGGUACUGCUUGGGGGAUGAAGAUUGGUGGGCUUUGGGAGACGGUGCGGAAGCAGGGCGAGAUAGCGAUCGAGGAGACAAAGAAAGAUAUAUCGGUAGCCUCGGAGCUAGCAGCGAAGGAGCUGACGAUGAUCACCGAGCAAGUGCGCACGUCGACGAUCGCGUCGCAGGCCACGCAGGUCGCGAGCCAGGCCGCGAGCCAGGCCUCCACGUUUGUCACGAGCACCCGCCGCAGUCUCGACACGUCUACCGCCGAGAGUGCAGCCCGGCGCGUGCGGUCGACUGUGACGACUGCGCCGGCGAGCACGAGUAAGAUGUUUGGCGUGCUGAAGGGGAAGGCGCAGGCGCGGCUUGACGAGCUCGAGAACGUGGAUUUGAAUAAGUAUUUUGAUCAGUUUGGGAAAGACGUCAAGUUAUUUUUGCAGGACGCGGUAACGAUCGCGCCGGGGGAGGACGAGGUCGAGGAGGCGGGGUCGGCGCAGGUUACCAAGGACGUGCUGUUUGACGUGCCGGAGGAGAUCAAGCGACAUAUCUACACUACGCGACUGGACGCGCAGCUGCACGCGCUGCAUACCUCGGUCGAGCCGUUUCUGGCGGCGGACGCGGGCGACGCGACGUACGACGAGUACGCGGCCAAGUUCUCUGCCGACACGCAGACGGAGACGAUCGUGAACGACUUGGAGCACUACCCGGAGCUGCGCAAGUUGAUGGAGAAGCUUGUGCCGGAGAAGAUUGCGUACGACGAGUUUUGGCGGCGGUACUAUUUCCUGCGCGAGCAGAUCAAUCAGGAGGAAGCGAGACGGAAGCAGUUGCUCACGGAGGCGGGCACGGCGGAGGAGAACUUUGAUUGGGAUGAGGACGAGGAGGAGGAGGAGGUUGCGGAGAGUAAGUCUGGCGUGGCGUCGAAGGCGUCGACGUCCACCGAGACUCUGAAGGCAGAGGAUAGCGCUGCGUCUGCUGCUGCUGCGCCUGCUGCAGUCACUGAGUCGAAGCCAAACAGCUCGAGACCGUCGAGCGAGAGCAGCUAUGACUUGGUGUCGGCUGCGAACUCGCAGGCGGACCUGCGGGCUGAGGGAGCGAAGGCUGCGAAGGCGGGAGAGGAGGAGGAGGAGGAGGAGGAUUGGGAGUAG
Molecule: messenger RNA, 1296 nt
Organism: Myxozyma melibiosi
Lineage: Eukaryota; Fungi; Ascomycota; Lipomycetes; Lipomycetales; Lipomycetaceae
Exons: 2
Coding region: 1-1296 (431 amino acids)
Cellular component (GO): cytoplasm
Source: RefSeq, a predicted model, not a curated record